GCUUACUGGUCACGUGAAAGUGACGUCAGCGUGACCAGCAUGUGGCUCUUGAGACCAAGCGCAGUGCUGUUGGGACUGGUGGGGAGCAGAGGAUACCUGAGAGCCAUGUGUGCACAGGUGACUGAUUGGCAGAGUGCCAAGUCAAUCUAUGAGUUCUCUGCCAAGGAUAUUGAUGGCAACGAGGUGUCUCUUGAGAAAUACAAAGGGUAUGUCUGCAUCAUCGUAAAUGUAGCCUCUAAAUGAGGAAAGACCAAGGUAAACUACACUCAGCUAGCGGGAAUGCACGCCUCCUACGCUGAGAAAGGUUUACGCAUCAUGGGCUUCCCAUGCAACCAAUUUGGAGGACAGGAGCCGGGGACUGACGCAGAGAUUAAAGAGUUUGCAAAGGGUUACAAUGCAGAGUUUGACCUCUUCAGUAAGAUUGAGGUGAAUGGAGACAAUGCUCACCCUCUGUGGAAGUGGAUGAAGGCUCAGCCUAAAGGCAAGGGACUUCUGGGAAAUAACAUCAAAUGGAACUUCACAAAGUUCCUUAUAAAUAGAGAAGGACAGGUGGUGAAGAGAUACGGCCCAACAGAUGAUCCUAGCGUGGUGGAGAAGGACCUGCCCACAUACCUGUAAUCCUACUAUCUCCAUGUCUUUGUUCCACUCCUGAACUCUCCUAUGGACUUGAGGUUAUUGGUGUGUGUGUGUGUGCAUCUGGACCAGUGACGGCCUUUCUGUAAACCCAACAUUGGGAAGGACUGGCCUGAUGACCCCUGCGUGCAACUAACCUCCAGAGCCCACCCACACCAAACCCUUUAAGACCAUAUGAGUGGAUAUUCACUAGUGAUCCAAAGUAAAGAGCCUUCACAUCUUAUUGUAAACACAAAUCAGCCAUUCCUUUGACUGAUACAAACGCCAGCCCUCUCUGAAUGUUAAGUGACAAGUUUGUUCAUGUGUCAAUGUCAGUUUUCUCAGUCAUAGUAUUUCACAGACUUCUGUAAAACUACUGAUUUAUAGUAUUUGCAUUUAACAUGUCAAUUGUAUUUAAAAGUAGGCCUGAUGACUUAUGUGAUGACAUUGGAAAAUAAAUGCUGUCUUGGACAUUAA
Thunnus maccoyii (southern bluefin tuna) is the source of this 1089-nucleotide messenger RNA. Its product is annotated as phospholipid hydroperoxide glutathione peroxidase-like. The transcript has 7 exons. Lineage: Eukaryota; Metazoa; Chordata; Actinopteri; Scombriformes; Scombridae. The record is from RefSeq and is a predicted model, not a curated record. Gene Ontology annotation, biological process: response to oxidative stress. Gene Ontology annotation, molecular function: glutathione peroxidase activity.